Molecule: messenger RNA, 955 nt
Organism: Drosophila serrata
Lineage: Eukaryota; Metazoa; Arthropoda; Insecta; Diptera; Drosophilidae
Source: RefSeq, a predicted model, not a curated record
UCCACAUUCAUUCCAAAUCAUCGCUUCAAACAGAACACAGGUUUCUCUAGAGAAAAAGUUUUAAAAGGAAAAAUUUUAGCAUUUGACUGUUUUGUAUAACAACUUUUCAAUUUUAAAUACAAAAAUUUUCCAGUUCAAAGUAUCAUUAUCCAAAAGCGUAGAAACAUGAAAAAUUCAAAUUCCCGAGAUAAUAAGAAGAGUAUGUGGCUAGAGGCCACAGAUUCAGAGAUAUUGCAUACAGGAUUUGCUGAUUUCGUGCAGAAUUAUCAGAAAUCCUGCAAGGAUGAAGGCGAUGUUGAGCCGAAAGUGAAAGGACCUCAGUCGUCUGCAACGUCCUGCCCGGUUGAACAUUCCAGCAAAAGUUCAAGCUUGAAAUCUAUUGGACCAUCUUCAGUCAGCGACACCAAUCGUGUGGUUGAUGAUGCGGGCUUUAAUCGCUUCCUGGAUGAGUGGACUGCAAGAGCUUCGAAGGAAGCCAGGAUCCAGUGGACACAAAUGUCCAAACGUGAUAAAGCCAUGUAUGCUCCAAAAGACGAUCUGGUCACCACUCCUAGUGCCACAUCAGGCUCCGCGGUAUCUCCAGCAUUUAAACGCCUCUUUUUUGGUGAAGUCAGUAGCGGUGCCAUUCGACGAGCCUGUGAUAAGGCCUGUACAAAUCUUGGUAAGCGCCGCUACAAGCCGAAGAGCCUUCAACCCAAAAAGUGUGCCAAGCCAAGGAGAGUUGCAAAAGGCCCCAAGGCAGUUGCCAAUGCCAACACCUUUCCCAAACCAAAAGUUGACAAGUGUCCCAAACCGAAAACAGACAGGAAGCACAACAAGCCAAAGUUGUUCAUCAAAUCAGAAUCUCCUGCUGCUCCAAAGGAGUAAUGGGAGAUCAUGGAACAUUUGAUCUAAAGAGAUUGUGUUUUUGGCCACAAGGAUGAUAAAUAAAGAUAUUCUAAAUUAAGACUAGAAA